Balaenoptera acutorostrata (minke whale) is the source of this 3812-nucleotide messenger RNA. It is a transcript of the gene RUNX3, whose product is annotated as RUNX family transcription factor 3. NCBI's taxonomy places the organism in Eukaryota, Metazoa, Chordata, Mammalia, Artiodactyla, Balaenopteridae. Gene Ontology annotation, molecular function: RNA polymerase II cis-regulatory region sequence-specific DNA binding; DNA-binding transcription factor activity, RNA polymerase II-specific; ATP binding. The transcript has 5 exons. Bases 1 to 1257 code for a protein of 418 amino acids. The record is from RefSeq and is a predicted model, not a curated record. Gene Ontology annotation, biological process: neuron differentiation; regulation of cell differentiation; hemopoiesis. Gene Ontology annotation, cellular component: nucleus.
AUGCGUAUUCCUGUAGACCCGAGCACCAGCCGCCGCUUCACACCUCCCUCCACGGCCUUCCCCUGCGGCGGCGGCGGCGGCGGCGGCGGCAAGAUGGGCGAGAACAGCGGCGCGCUGGGCGCGCAGGCGGCCGUGGGGCCCGGCGGGCGCGCCCGACCCGAGGUGCGCUCGAUGGUGGACGUGCUGGCGGACCACGCGGGCGAACUCGUGCGCACCGACAGCCCCAACUUCCUCUGCUCCGUGCUGCCCUCGCACUGGCGCUGUAACAAGACGCUGCCCGUCGCCUUCAAGGUGGUGGCUCUGGGGGACGUGCCAGAUGGAACGGUGGUGACAGUGAUGGCGGGCAACGAUGAGAAUUACUCCGCUGAGCUGCGCAACGCCUCGGCUGUCAUGAAGAACCAGGUGGCCAGGUUCAACGACCUUCGCUUCGUGGGCCGCAGCGGGCGAGGGAAGAGUUUCACACUGACCAUCACCGUGUUCACCAACCCCACGCAAGUGGCCACCUACCACAGAGCCAUCAAGGUGACCGUGGAUGGACCCCGGGAGCCCAGACGGCAUCGACAGAAGCUGGAGGACCAGACCAAGGCGUUCCCUGACCGCUUCGGGGAUCUGGAGCGCCUGCGCAUGCGGGUGACGCCGAGCACGCCCAGCCCCCGAGGCUCGCUCAGCACCACCAGCCACUUCAGCAGCCAGGCCCAGACCCCCAUCCAAGGCGCCUCCGACCUGAACCCUUUCUCCGACCCCCGCCAGUUUGACCGCUCCUUCGCAGCGCUGCCGACCCUCCCGGAGAGCCGCUUCCCCGACCCCCGGAUGCAUUACCCAGGGGCCAUGUCGGCCGCCUUCCCCUACAGCGCCACCCCCUCGGGCACGAGCAUCAGCAGCCUCGGCGUGGCCAGCAUGCCGGCCACCGGCCGCUUCCACCACACCUACCUCCCACCGCCCUACCCGGGGGCCCCGCAGAACCAGAGCGGGCCCUUCCAGGCCAACCCUUCCCCCUACCACCUCUACUACGGCGCUUCCUCCGGCUCUUACCAGUUCUCCAUGGUGGCCGGCAGCAGCAGCGCUGGCGACCGCUCGCCCACCCGCAUGCUGGCCUCCUGCCCCAGCAGCGCCGCCUCUGUCGCCACUGGCAACCUCAUGAACCCCAGCCUGGGUGGCCAGAGCGACGGCGUGGAGGCCGAUGGCAGUCACAGCAACUCGCCUACCGCCCUGAGCACGCCCGGCCGCAUGGACGAGGCCGUGUGGCGGCCCUACUGACCGCCCGGGUCCAAGUGGACUGUCCCGCUGGUGGCGGGGAGCCCAGGAACCUUCCAGACAAGUGGCGGGCCCAGCUCCAAGGCUCAGGGCACUCAUGGGACUUAACGCUUCAUGGCAGCUGUGGGCCCAGGGGCCAUGGUCCUGGGGCCCAGAGCUGGUGGCUGGCUCUGAGAGCAUCUGGUCCAGCCACGUCUUUGUAAAGAGGGGUCGGGACCUCCCCCAGGACCCCGCCCCCAGCCCAGAUCCUACUCAUCUCAUCCCACGUCCCUGUGGGAGAAGUAGCCUCCUCCUGCCACCUCCCCUGGAAUGACCUGGCUGUCCCCAGCUAUGCCCACUGCUGUCACGGGGCCCAGGCCUCCUGGGACAGAGACCAUCUCUGUUCUAGAGCGAGGCGGCAUUUGCCCACAUGGUUUGGCCUCUUAUCCUCGGGACCCUAGAAAGACCUCCCCACCCUUACCUUCCUCAGAGACCCCCGCAUCCUGUGGGCCCAGCCCUCCCUCUGCAUUUACACAAGCUGAGUCACAACUGGAAGGUCCCCCAGCCCUGAGAGGGGCUCGCUUAUGGUUUGGAUGGGGAAGGAACCCCUCCAGAGGCCCCAGGGAAUUGCUAGCAGAGAUGGAAUGAGGAUACCCCCAGGCCCGCCCCCCAGCUCUGCUUCCCUACAACUCCUGGCAGCUAAGGGCCCGACCCCAUCCCAGCCGUCUGUGGGUCCCAGGCCCCAGAGCAGACUGGCCUGCAGUAGCAGGCCCCUAAAACCAGGGAAGACACCUGCAGACAAGUCCUCCGUGCACUUUACCAGUCCAAGGCAUUCACCCUCUGUUCUCUCAGUGGGGGCUGGGAAGGGUCCCUUUCCCCCUAGGCUGGUCUCAAAAUUGCCAUUUUUGGAGAGAGCACCAGGACCAGACAGGUCCUACCAGAACACCUUGGGGUAAGGGGUCAUGGGGUCAGGUGUCAGCAUCCCUGGCCCACCUAGGUUUAGCCAAGCUGUGCACAGCCAAGCUGUGCCCCAGACCCGCAGCCUCGUGGGAAGGCCCAGCCAAACCUUCCAAUCUCUGACACACAACUCUCCGUCUUUAACCAGUCUGCUCCCAAAGCAGUCUUGAACAAAAAACCAGUUUUUAAAGCUGAUUUUAGAGAAGGAAGUUUGUCAAACAUUUUCAGACACGCGAUCUCUUACAGGAAAAGGCCCCAUGAUAGUGAACGAUAUCCCUCCCCCUCCGAGAGUGUGGAAUUGUUAGGAUCGCUAAACCUCCUCAAGAGGUCGCAGUCCUUCAGCAGCAUCCCACCAGCUUGCGCCAAAGGCCAACCUGGUGCAGAACAAAGGGAGCGCUGGUGAGAUGCUGGAAGCUCAAGUCUGUGGCUCUCGGGCAUUUGUCCGAGAGGACGUGUGGGUGUCCCGGUAGAGGUGGGAGGGAUGUGGGGGAGCACAGUGGCUGCGUGAUGGCAGAACACAAGAGCUGUGAAGGGCUUGGCAGCCUCAGCUCAGCCCCUGCUGUGCUCACAGGGGAAGUAUUACAGUUUACAAAUGGGAAAGCAGGCCUUGCCCAAGGGUUUAAGCAUGUCCGAGUUUUUUUCGUUCUAGAAAGGCAUAAAAAACCCAUGUCUGAAUUUUUUAGUUCUCGAAAGGCGUAAGUGGAAAAGGACAAAACUCUUAUAAGCAUUGGGCAGCAUGUGGCUUUUAGCCAUUGUUUCAGCCCCAUCCUCCGUGGAUGUGGAAAUCUCCCCUACAAAAUGCUCCUUAGCGGUUGUCUCUGUAAUAGCAUGUGGCCUGCCUGCCACCGCACCCUGUAACAACCGCCAGAUAAGCACAUGAGAUACAGGCUCAGACAGGGUAGGAGGUCCUUCGGGUGAUCUUAUUCAAACCCCUCUUGCUACAGCUUCUCUUGUCCUGCCCUUACUGGAAAAAGCAGUCCCCUGCUUUUAUCUCUUCAAAAUAGCUGCUGGGGGGAUCCUGCUGACUCCCUUCAGCUGGGGGAGGUGGGGGGAUCUCUCCACCCCUUCUCAGGAAGCAGCUACAAAUCCAUUGCCCUCGUGUCUCCUCCUCUCCUCUUUGGUUGUAGACUGGCCCCAGGCCCCAGUGGGAGGCACCCUUGGGUUCCCAGUGCCCAGCACUUUGUAGCCCCUCCCCAGAUUACUACCCCUUCCUGACAUCCAAGCCCCCGUGGGGGCAGGGACAGGAAAUAAAUCGACCCCCUCCCCGCAACUCCCUGACUCAAAGUGAUGGCAGCCGUGCUGAGUCUUUUUUAAGGCCCAUAGUGGGUACAGACAGCUUGGGCUGGUAAAAAUGGGUCCUUAUUUACAAGGCUGCUUUGAAGUUGUACUAGGCAAACACACUGUUUAGAAAGCACAAGGAAACGAAGGGGUUUGGGCACCAUAUUACUGUAAGCCUCUUGGUGGUGGGUACGGAUACGUUGUGACAUAUUGUCAUGCUGAGGAGUUAAUACCUGCUAUACUCAUAUCUUCCGUAAAACCGACCCAGGGCUGGGAAGAAGGUGGAGAGGGAUGGAAACUGCUUUGCACUAUAAUUUGCUUGGUGUGUUUGUUUUUAAUGCACA